Molecule: messenger RNA, 2311 nt
Organism: Saprolegnia diclina VS20
Lineage: Eukaryota; Oomycota; Saprolegniomycetes; Saprolegniales; Saprolegniaceae
Exons: 1
Coding region: 34-2232 (732 amino acids)
Source: RefSeq, a predicted model, not a curated record
ACGUGUUUCAAGUCGCACGACCAGCCAAGUAGGAUGAUGCCAGUACCGAUGGCGGACGGGCCGCCACGCCACGACGCCUCGGCAGCGUACGCAUUGCACAACGAUGACCAGAGAGUCUUGCCAUUCCAAAUCUCGAGUACGCUCGACGCCCGCACAAAAUCGAGCCGGCUCUCGGCACUGACGCUGCCCUACUACUGCGCGGGCGCUCACUGCAGCCACGUAUGGACGCCAGCUGCGAUCGCGUCGGCCGUCACUGAGUUUCCUUUGCAUCGGCACGGGGCUCUGCGGCUUCUGGAUGCGGUGCUGCGCUGCCGGGCUACGCCGCGCGUCAAGUACUUUUGCCAAACGUGCAAUGAAAACCUGACGGCGCGCGAGAAGGAGGACGCGACGCCGAGCGCCGAGCACCCGAGCGUCGCGGCGCCAAGCAUGUCCCACCAACUCCGCAUCUACAGCGCGACGAUCAACUUGAUACAAAGAUACCUCGUUUGGCUGCUCCUGCUCGUCCUUUCGUUUCCAAUCAUGGGUCUCCUCUUGGCAACACCCUCGGUCGCCAACGCCGUAUGUCCGACGCCGCUUCGAAAGCUCUGGACGAUUGUACCGCGCAUCUACGUCUUGUAUCUCUGUGCCUAUGUCUAUGGCGUCGCCACGGGCAUUGCAGUGUCGUUCGCGUUCAUCGCUGACGUACUGCUCUGGGCCUGGCUCGAAGCGACGACGGUCUUUCUAGCGUGUAUUGGCAUCCUUGCUGUCGCUGCCAAGCGAGACGACGUUGGUGCCCCCUCGACCUCGGAGAUUGACGUCGGGCGCGGGCUCGUCUGGGUCCUCUUCCCGCAGUACAAGGUGCACCAGCUACUGCAUUUGCUCCACGUGGCCCCGACGCCGCAGCUCAUUGCGCACGCCAGCGUCGCUAAGUACGGCUAUAACCUCGCGGACGCCGUUGUUCUCGACAAGCGAGCGCACCCGAUAUGCCCCAAUGCAUUGCCAGGUGUGUUUAUGGCCCGCCAAGUCAAGUGGCCUCGCAUGCUCUUGGCGAUCGCAGUCCUCGCGCUCGUCGGCUGCAAUGUGGUGCUUGUGGUUGCGUGGACAGCGGGGGUACUCCCGGGCGUCCCGUUUGUCGUCCCAGGUUUGGUCAACGGCGCAGACUACGUCAACUAUACGGUCACGGGCAGCAUGGCGCCGCUCUGUACAUCGUUGAAUGGGUCGCACCACGCCCUUUGGAACCUGCAGUUGAGCCCGGUGCCGUCGGCGGCGUCCGGACUCUACCCGCUCGACCUUGCCUUUUUGGAUAAAAAUGGGAGCGCCACGUCAUUUUUCGUGACAACGGCGUGGGGGCUACCAGUACAGCGUCAAGACAACCUGUCGGUGCAAGUCGGUCUUGUCGACGGACAAGGAUCCUGGAGCUUUCUCGGGCGGUUCGAGAAUACAACCAGUUGCAACGACGUCGGCGCGCUGCUCCCAGUUGUCUCGGUGCCCGACUUUGUGUGGCUCGAAGCCGACGUUGUCAAUGACAACCGGGCUGGUCUUGCACCCUUUGCGCUACUGCUCUUGAUCAAACACCUCUUGCAGUCGACAUGGCUCAGCGUUCUCACGACAUCCUUGGCGCUCGGUGUCCAUCGGCUCUGGGCGCAAUUCGACUCGAUGCGACUCGAGCCAACAAGCUCGUUCGAGACGGGUGUCGUCGUCGAGUGCACGGUCGGCACGAACCUCGAGGCGUGGUUCCGCGUCCGGCAAGGCGUCGUCGCUGCCACGUCCUUCUACACAGCGCUGCUCGAUGGGUUUGUGCUGCUGGCGAGUCUGCAAGCCGCAGUGGCGUUUGGUGGUCUUCUUUGCUACUGCAUGCUAGGAACCGCGCCGAUACCGACGUACUAUGUGCUCUUGGGUGCUCUUGUUGGCGCGCUACCGACGCUGCUCGCGCUGCUGCCCGUGGCGCUCGCCUCGUCGUUGCGGCGGCGCCACCUCGCGUUGCUCGAGAAGCUGCAGCUCGAGAUCGCGGCCGCGCAGCAUCGCGCGCCAGAGAGUGGGCUUGCGUCGCUCUUGGGUUUUCUCGACCGACUGGUGGCGGUCCUCGCGCGAAGCGAGGAUCGAAUUGACGUCGCCGGCGUCGCGAUCUCGCUGCGCCGGCUCGGCGCCGUCGGCGUGCUCCUCGUAACCGGUUUGGCCUACGUCGGGUGCCACCCUGUCAACUCUAUCUGGGCAGCGUCCAACGAUUUCUAUUUUGUGUAUUAUGGAUACUAAACGAUACAUGACGACGCUUGAUUCAGUGGGGCCCGCUCGAAUCAACUUUUUUAUCAACUUGGUGGAGUUAUUGCCCAAA